Messenger RNA from Rotaria sp. Silwood1, 1474 nucleotides. The record is from the annotation of a GenBank genome assembly. NCBI's taxonomy places the organism in Eukaryota, Metazoa, Rotifera, Eurotatoria, Philodinida, Philodinidae.
AUGUAUAAAUCUACAUCGUUAGAUUCAUUAAAUCUACCGACAACUUCAACAAUGUCAGUAUUAACAUCGACAACAAAUCCAGAAGUUCAAUAUAGUUCUUUUGCUAAGUUAGCUCGUCGAAUGGCGAUCAUUCCGACGCCAAAUCGACCUCCUAAAUUAUUAACAUCUGCUAAAGUUCCGUCUUCUACUAAUAAAAAUACAUCUAUUACCAAAACUAUUACUACUACAGAUAAGCAUCUUGACUCCGAUGACAGUAACAAAGUUUCACUUAAUCGUAAACAAGAAUCAUUAGAACAGUUAAAUAUCGAUGACAAUCAAUCAGUUCAUGAAGAUCAUAAUAAAGAAGAAGAUGACGAAGAUAAUCUAUUUGAUAGAUUUAUUUGUGAAAAUUUUGUUCCUUUUUCUGGCAUACAACCAAUUGAUCAAUGGUUAGAUGAGACAGAAAUGUUAUUUCAUCGAUUCAAAAUUUCACGUAAACUUCGACUUAAAGCUGUACCACUUCUAGUUCAGGGUGAAGCUAAACGAAAAUAUAUUAAAAACCGUCGAUCUAUUAGUUCUUUUGAUGAUUUCUAUGAAUUCUUGUUAACACAUUUCGAUACAAAUACUGUAGUAUCUAGCAAUUCACAGCUUAACCAGGUCGCUCAAAGUAUUCAGUCAGUGAAUAAUCAGUCGUAUAACAAUAAAUCGAGUACAGAUUUAACUUCGAGCGUUGUGAAUAAUACCAAUUCCAUUCAGAUGUCUCAAUCAUGUCUUUGUUCUAGUAAUAAGGUCAUUGUUAAAGAUACCACCGAAGUUAACGGUGAUGUAUCUGAGUCUAAGUUAACCGGAAACAAUUCAUCAACAGAUAAUACUUCGCUUAAUUCAGUUGUAAAUGACUUACGUAAAGCAAUUCUGACAGAUUUUAUUAAAAAUCCAAAGAUUUUUCGUGGGAAUAAAGAUGAUGUAAUUAAGUGGUUAGAGGAAAUCGAUCAUUUAAUGCAAACUGCACAUGUUCCUGAAUGCAAUCGACUUGAUUUAAUUUCGUAUUCUUUACGAGGAGACGCACUUCAAUGGUAUCGAAACAACAGAUCUACGUUAACUAGUUGGAGUCUUUUUGUUCAGGAAAUUAAAAAAGCAUUUACAUCAUCAUUUUGUGAAGAGUUAGCCUUUAAAACUCUCGAAUCAUAUACACAAAGUGCAAAUCAGUCAGUUCGAAAUUUUUACAACGAAGUAAUUAAGUUGUGUAAACAAGCUGAUCCUAGUAUGAGUGAAUCAACUAAAUUGAAAAAUCUUUUAAACAAGGUUAAACCUAGUAUUCAACUUGAAGUACGCAAGAAAAAACCAAAAACCACUGUCGAAUUUCUUGAGUAUGCUAAAGAAGUUGAAGAGUUGUUACAAUUAUCGAGUACUAAUAUUGACACACAUACUAAUUACGAUUCUAAGCCAACAAAUAUUGUUAGAACAACGAACGCUUCGAGUAACUUGUCUUCAUAUU